This is a messenger RNA of Dipodomys spectabilis (banner-tailed kangaroo rat), 3485 nucleotides long. Its product is annotated as zinc finger protein 883-like. The record is from RefSeq and is a predicted model, not a curated record. NCBI's taxonomy places the organism in Eukaryota, Metazoa, Chordata, Mammalia, Rodentia, Heteromyidae. Bases 219 to 1871 code for a protein of 550 amino acids. The transcript has 4 exons. Gene Ontology annotation, biological process: regulation of DNA-templated transcription.
CCCGUGUGGUAGUUGUGUUGCCUGGAAGCGGUGUUGUUUGGAAGCUGUGGUGCCUGCUGAGAGAGCGAGGUUCUUUGUGCCGGAAGCUUCCAUGUAGAGAUCUUUGUACAGUGGAAUCUGGCUGUGAGGCUUCCCUUCCCAUCAUGCCUUCAUUCUCCUUAUCAUCCAUCCAUAUGUGACUCCACAGCUCUCCACAUAGGUCUCUAUGCACAACGAAAAUGAAAACAUCAGUGAAACUGUUGUCAUUCAAGGAUGUGUCCAUUAACUUCUCUCCAGAGGAGAGGGAAUACCUGAGUCCUGCUCAGUGUACUUUGUAUAGGGAUGUGAUGUUGGAGAACUACAGAAACCUGGUCUCCCUGGCUGUGUCUUCUCAGUGCACAGAGCCAAGCAAAAAGCAUUCAUUCCAGAAAGUAAUAAAAGGAAGACAUGGAAAGCACGGACUUAGCAAUUUAAAUUUAAGGAAAGCUUUGGACAGUGUGGUUGAAUGUACUAGUCAGAAAGUCUGUCACAAUAGACAUAACCAGUGUGUGAUAGCUGCCCACAACAAGAAAACUUCCAUUGCUGUCAGAGACCAAGAACAUCUGUCCUCUCAGAAAAUAACUAAUCAUUGUAAUGAAAUUCACAAAAAUUUUAAACAUGCCUUAAAUCCUAGUAAACAUCAUUAUACUCUUUUUCCAAAGAACUUUUACAAAUGCAUCAAAUGCGGGAAAGGCUUUCAUCAGUGUUCAAAACUUACUAUCUAUCAAAGCAUCCACAGUCAAGACAAACCUUAUACAUGUAAUGUAUGUGGACAAGCUUUUAUUGACAACUCAACCUUUUAUCAACUUCAGAGGGCUCCUCCAGGAGAUAGACCCCACAAAUGCAAAGAAUGUGGCAAAGACUUUAACAGCUGCUCAGCCCUUAUUCAACACCAGAGAAUUCAUACUGGAGAGAAACCUGGCAGGUGUAAAGAAUGUGGUAACACUUGUAACUAUUCAUACCUCUGUCAACAUCAGAGAAUUCAUACUGGUGAGAAGCCCUGCAAAUGCAAAGUAUGUGGCAAAGUUUUUAACUGUUCUUCCUACUUUAAUCAACAUCAGAAUAGUCCUACUGGAGAAAAACCCUAUAAUUGUAAAGAGUGUGGCAAAACAUUUAGUAAAAAGGCCUUCCUUAGUCAACAUCAGAGGAUUCAUAGUGUUGAGAAACCCUACAAAUGCAAAGAAUGUGGCAAGGCCUUUAACUGUUCUUCAUACCUCACUCAACACCACAGAAUUCACACUGGAGAGAAGCCCUAUAUAUGUAGAGAAUGUGGCAAAGCCUUCAGCUGUUCUUCUCACCUUAAUAAGCAUCAGAGAAUUCACACUGGAGAGAAGCCCUAUAUAUGUAACGAAUGUGGCAAAGCAUUCAAUCAAAGUUCAAUCCUUACUCAACAUCAGAAAAUUCAUACUGGUGAGAAACCCUACAAAUGCAAGGAAUGUGGCAAAUCCUUCAACCAUUCUUCAUACCGAAAUCAACACCAGCGAAUUCACACUGGAGAGAAACCUUAUCGAUGUAAAGAAUGUGGCAAAGCCUUUAACUGUUCUUCACACCUUAGUCAACAUCAACGAAUCCAUACUGGAGAGAAGCCAUACAAAUGUAAUGAAUGUGGCAAAGCUUUCAUCUGUUCCUCACACCUUAAUCAACAUCAGAGAAUUCACACUGGAGAGAAGCCGUACAAAUGCAAAGAAUGUGGCAAAGCCUUUAAUUGUUCCUCCCACCUUAACCAACACCGACGAAUUCACACUAGAGAGAAGCCCUACAAAUGCAAAGAAUGUGGCAAAGCCUUUAAAUGCUCUUCAUAUCUCAAUCAGCACCAGAGAAUUCACACUGGAGAGAAACCGAAAGGUAAAUAAGGUAAUAGAACAUUUACUCAAAGUUUAAUCCUUAACUUCACAGGAUUCAUACUGGUGAGAAAUAAGGACAAAUAAUUUGCAAAGCCUUUUAACUGUUCUUCAUACCAUAAUCAACAUCAGAUAAUCCAUACUAGGAAGAUUUCCUACAAAUACAAUGAUUGUGGCAAAAGCCUUAAUAAGUGUUUAUCCUGGUUCAACACUAGAAAAUUCAAACUGGAGAAACACUGUUAUAGAUACGUAGAAUGUGACAUAACUUCUCACAUUUGCUUAGACCUUUCUUGUUCAACACCAAAGAAUUUGUAUUGGAGAGACCUUCAAAUGCCAAGAAUGUAGCAAAUCCUUUUCCCCUUUCAAUAAAUCUCAUUCCUAUUCAGCAUCAUAAAAUUCACACUGGAUGGAAACAUCAUCCAUGUGGUGGCUUAAAGGAACUUUGUCCAAUAUAUGCACCUCCGAAGAAGAAAAUAGUCAUACAUACUGGGAAACACAUUCCAAGUGUAGAGUACGGCGAAGCCUUUGAUCAUAUCUGUGUGUAUGGAACUGGAGUUUAAACUUUGGGCCUUGCUCCUGCUAGGUGGGUGCACUACUAGCAGUGCUCCAUGUUCCUUUUGCUUUUGUCAUUUUUCAUAUAAGGUCUCACAUUUCCAUGUUGCCAAUGGGAUCUCAGUCUGCCUAUUUCCACUUCCUACAUAGCUGGGAUGACAGAUGAGUGUUACCAUGUUGUAAGUUCUGCCUUGGGGAGGCAGGGCAGACUCCUCCCUCCUCUUGGCUAAGUCUCCACCUAGUACUUGUGUCACCUAGGUAACUGGCACACCUGGAGGCAGUCACCCCCUCCCCCAAGGUCAUAUUCUGGGCCACCCCCAUCACACCUCCUGUUGGACCGGGGAGGUCCCAGGCCUUGAGGUCACAUCUGCAUCCAGUGUGACCACACCUUCCCUCACCAGGUCACCCCCUUCUCCCUGCCCUGCCUUACUUAAACUCAGGUGGAACAUUGGCCUGUUCCUUUGAUCAUGUGCUUCUCCACCAUGCACAGCGGGGGGCAGCAGUUGAGUAAAGAAUAAAGUUCUCUUCCUGCCUAAAUACUGCGUGGUGUUCUCUUCAUCGGCUACCUAAUUAAACCUACCUAUUUAAUUUACCUAACACAUGUGAAGCCUUUUUAAAAAAUUGGUCUGUUAAGAUGGAGUGCUUGCAAACUGUUGCCCACACUAGCCUCAAACCAGAUUGCUCUCUUUAUCCUUUCCUCCUGAGUAGCUGAUAUUACUGGUGUUAAACUUAAAUCUUAAUGUAUGUAAGGGAAUUAUUAUAGUUGAAAUCCUAUUACAGUUGAAUUUGACAAAACCUUGUCAUAAUUUCAUUAGUUGAUACGGUUGAAAGGCAUAAAUUUUGAUCACAGGUAUCAGGAUGGUGCAGAUAACUCAUCUCUGAAAAGAAGGAACUUUGUUAUAAAUCCAGGUUUCUGAACAGUUUCUUAUGAACUGCAUGAAGCAGAGCUCUGACAUAGAUCAUAGUAAGGGAGGAAUAUGAUUGCUUCUUGAGGGUUUGUAUUUUUUUAGUCUGCAGUGGAUUUUGAUAUACUAUAUUUGAGUUAUUGUUUUAGCAAAUAAAAAUGAUGAUAAU